Messenger RNA from Dendronephthya gigantea, 3143 nucleotides. RefSeq lists its product as uncharacterized. The transcript is spliced from 3 exons. Gene Ontology annotation, cellular component: cytoplasm. Lineage: Eukaryota; Metazoa; Cnidaria; Anthozoa; Malacalcyonacea; Nephtheidae. The record is from RefSeq and is a predicted model, not a curated record. Gene Ontology annotation, biological process: cell surface receptor protein tyrosine kinase signaling pathway. The coding region runs from base 228 to 2372 and encodes 714 amino acids.
AAUUGCACAGUGCGUUUCACCAUGACCAAUGCAGUUAAAAGCUUCCCACACAAACUAUGGCUGGGCUAGGCUUACAAUGGGAUGGUUUUUGGACGAAGUAAUAUGAAAUAAAUUGUGUCGUGGGUUGGCGACCGCUGUUCAUUCUGUAACUGUGUUCUGUCAUAGCAGCAAGUGCUCCAGGGAAAGACAAGCGAAGAUAUUGGAAGAACAGCACUGUCAUCGGAGUCAUGGAAAUAUUAGUGGAGGGUCAACUAGAUUAUUUUGAAGAAAGAAGCUGGAAGAAGAGAUAUUUUGUGAUGAAAUAUGAGAUAAGCAGUGCACUUAGAUACAUUGAGAUUUACAAAGACAAAAAUUGGCAAAAACAGCUCCCAAGACAUGUUGUGAAUUUGCACCCAGGAUAUGAAGUGAGGCGUAGGGACGAAUCAAAGAAAAAGUAUUGUUUUUCACUCAAGACAACAGAUCAUGUCCUUCUUUUGGCUUCUGAAGAUGAAAAUGCUAUUAUCAAUUGGAUGGCUACACUAGAAGAAUAUAAUUUAGUAAAAUCUUUCUGUGUCCAACCACAAGACACAGAAACCAUGAUAAGAAUUGAAGCAGUGUUUCCAUGCCACCUUCAGCUUGUACAUUCUGAGGUGCGCCUUGUUAGUGCCAUGGAUGGAAAACUACUUGGUUUGUGGCCUUUUAAAUGUAUUCGAAGAUACAAAUUUGUUGGCAAUAUGUUUUCAAUUGAAGCUGGUCGCAAGGCACCGACGGGAGAGGGAGUUUUUGAAUUCAUUUCCAACGAAUGUUCUGAGAUUUACCGAGUUAUGGACACGAUAAUUCGUACAAAAGCCGGGAAUACCACUGUGAGACGUCUUGCGUCAGAACGGCUGAGUAAUCAGGUUCAACAAGAACAUCAAGUGAUUAGAAAAGUGAAUUCCGUGCCAGUUAAUACACCAACUAAGAAAACAAAUCAAUAUGACUAUGCAAACCCCACCCAUAGACCCCCUCCUCCUCCUGUCCCCUUACCAAGUCCACCAGUAUUAAACGCACCAUCAGACCCCACCUAUGACAUAUUGUCCCCCGGGGCUGAAGGCACUGAAACUGACGGUAAGGCUGGCAAAAAAGAACGAACGUUGACAAAUGAUAGUGAGUACAAUACACUACAGUUUGGCUCUCCUCGUCCUGUGGAAACCCGUUCACAAGUUCCCCAGAGGGCACCAAAGAUGGCAGGCUCUCCAGGAAGCUACGAUACACUAAGGUUCGGAACCUCCCUUGAGAGUACUUCAAAUAAAGAUGAAACGCUGAAAGCCAAGGGAAAAGAUGAUCAAUAUGACACGCUGCAGUUUGACCCCCAAUCUUCAUCAUUUCCAAUCGAUGACAAUGUCAGUGAACUACCGCAAAGUUCGGGAAGUUUUUACAAUACUUUAGACCAUUCCUCUGGUUCGAUUGGUUCGGUUGGUUCUAUUAGCAGUACUACCAGUAAUACGUACGAUUGUUUAGACACUGGAAACAAGCGUCUUUCUAAUGGGUCAGAUACAUACGACAUGCUGGGAAAUUCAAGAAAAGAAAUUAAACCACAGCCACCGAGGACGCUAGAUUUGGGUGGCAACACGUACGAUGCUCUGCAACAUGCUGAGAGCCAGAAACCAACAGGGAGAAACUCACCAGUGACAUCUCAAAAGCCCACCACCCCUAGUCAGGGGAUGACCCCUCCGAAACCAAACAAGCCUCCACCCAGAAAGAAACCUCCGUCAAUUCCAAAACAAUCCGAAAUUGCUCCAAGAAAGGCAUCAACCCCUCCUGAGGCACCCACUAAAAAGAUAUCUGCGGGAGCCAAGCCUAAUAAGCCAUUCAGAGCCCAUCAUAAGAAUCCACAAGACACAAAGGACAGUCAGAAAACGAAGGGUGAAAGUAUAAGUGAUGUUAUUCAGAAACGUUUAGCUACUACUCAACCAGUUGAUGAUGAUGAUGAUGAUGGUAGUUAUGCGUCUGUGGACCAUGAAUAUGCAUCCAUAGAUUAUAGUAAAGUUUCAAAACCAGAAACCACUGAUUCUUCCGAUAUUUACACUGAUCCAGAUCAAGACGAUACCAAGAUAGUAACACCUAUCCCUAAGCCAGCAAAACCAGCAAAACCCAGCAAGCCCAAUCCUAAAGCGAUGAUGAAAUUAUUCAAAAAAGGACCGGCAAAAGCAAAGAGCGACUCUGAUGGCGGUCAUUUUGCAGACGAACUGAAGAAAAAACUCGAAUUAAAACUAAAGAAAACUGAAGACAACAAGUCUGUUACAACCAGUCAAACUGGUCAGACUGGUAAUGAUGAUGAUAUCUAUGACGAAGUAGAUACAUGUGAUCCCUUCUAUAGUGAACCUGAUCCAUAUAAUGAGCCCGCUGUGUAAACGUGGAUGUCCAUUGGUUUAAUAAUGUAUCGUUUACAAAUAAACCUAACUCUAACGAGGUUUCACUCUUACAAAAUUUUUGGCUCGUGGUCUCGCUUUCAUGAUAUAAAGCCUUGCCUUUUUUAAAAUUUGCAUGCGCACAUCCGCAAGGUCAAUGUUAAAUAGGGAAGAGGCGAUAAGAGCCCAACCCACCAUCGUUCAUAGCCAACUGUUGCCUGUCAGUAAGUUUAAACAGCCUCACUGAAACUAGAGUGACAUUUGAGUCUAUGUAGGCCACUUUGUGAAGCUAAAACAAAAAACCACAUCUUGCUGGCAAAUGCUGCUUUAUUAUGCCGGCUUCGUGGGCACACCUUCGUCUACAGGAGUAUCUCGUGUAGCCCUAAAACCGUUUUUCAUUGUUUUAAUUAGCUAGCGAUAUUUUUCGCGAAAAUGGAAACGUUAAGUCUAUGAUCUUUCAAAACCAGUUGGUUUUGAACGAUGGUGGUCGAUUGAUCGUGUCUCAAUGACGAAAAUAAUUCGGUUUUUAGCAAGCAAUUAGAAAAGUAACAGGGUGUAAUAAAAUACUGCAAAAUAAAUAACUAAUUGUGUGAAAUAAUUCAUGUGGGCAGGUAAUGAUUCUGAAAAUAGUAAGACUGAAGAAAGAGAAAUUUUAACUAGAUUGUAAAUAUUGCAUGAAUCUUAGUAUAGUAAUUUAAUAUGAAAUCAUUCCACAUCGUUCCUGUAGUGUCCGAGAUUAAGACAUGUAUUGAGGAGUAUAGUUGCACAAUAAAA